Messenger RNA from Nilaparvata lugens (brown planthopper), 1419 nucleotides. RefSeq lists its product as uncharacterized. The transcript is spliced from 3 exons. NCBI's taxonomy places the organism in Eukaryota, Metazoa, Arthropoda, Insecta, Hemiptera, Delphacidae. Bases 25 to 1419 code for a protein of 464 amino acids. The record is from RefSeq and is a predicted model, not a curated record.
GGUGCAUCUACAUUGGAACAAGCCAUGGAAUUGUCACAUCAAUUGCUCACCACUUUGAAUAAAGGAUGUUUUGAAUUAAGGAAGUGGAUGUCCAAUUCCCCUGAGUUACUGAAUUCACUACCAUCCAAUUUGCUAGAAACUUCCAUUGUUAAACCAAUUUCAGAUCCUGAUAAUGGAAUAACCAAAGCUCUAGGUUUACUGUGGAAUUCCAAUUCUGAUAGUCUAUCCAUCUGUUCUAACAUUGAUAAAAUUUCUGAAAAGACUUCAUUCACAAAGCGUGAGUUUCUGUCAGUUAUUGCUUCAACUUUUGAUCCACUUGGAAUCAUUAGUCCCAUCAUAAUCCUUCCAAAAAUCUUAUUUCAAAAUUUAUGGCUUGCAAAAAUUGAUUGGGAUGAUAGUCUGCCCAAUGACAUGCUACUGAAGUGGUUGCAGAUCAUACAAGAACUAUCCAAAAUUUCAAGCAUUUCAAUACCACGUUGUGUAGUAUCAAAAGAUCAAUGUUCCAUAGUUGAACUUCAUGGUUUUUCUGAUUCUAGCGCUACUGCUUAUGGAGCUUAUGUGUAUGUACGCACCAUCCAAAAUAAUGUUGUUCAAACUCAUCUUCUUUGUGGAAAAUCACGUGUUGCACCUCUCAAGCCUGUCUCCAUUCCAAAUUUGGAACUUUGUGGUGCCUUAGUAUUAUCACGACUCAUUAACAAAGUUGUAAGUGCUUUGAAUUCUCUUGAUUUGACUAUUUCAGGUGUUUUUCUCUGGUCAGAUUCUCAAAUUGUCUGCAAGUGGUUGCAGUCUCCUCCUGACAGAAAGUCAAUUUUUGUUUCAUUGAGAGUAGGUGAAAUCCAAGAAUCUACCUCACAGUAUGUCUGGAACUAUGUGAAAUCAUCUCACAAUCCAGCUGAUUUAAUUUCUCGUGGCAUGAUUCCUAGUGAAUUAGCAAACAACAAACUCUGGUGGCAUGGUCCCCCAUGGUUGGCUGAUCCAACUGAUAGUUGGAGGUCAUUCUCUUCUCAUGUAGCUAUUCUAGCUCCCAAUACAGUUCUUGUAAAUACUGCAGUUGUUUCACCUUUAUCCAUUAUUUCUGAAUGUGUUUCCAAUAGUUUUAAAAUUAUUCGUGUCACUGCUUAUGUUCUGCGUUUUUUGCAUAACAUUCGUCAGAAAGUUGCUGAUUGCCGUACUGACGCCCUUUCAGUUGAUGAAAUUGAAGAUGCUGAAAUUCAUCUAUUGAAGACCAUUCAAGCUGAAGCAUUCCACAAGGAGUUGGAAAUUUUACGUGCAAAUGAUGAGUUGAAUGCCUCCAUUCUUGAAGUGUACGUGGUUUAUGCUGGUAAACACGUGACUUCAGGAAACCCCACAAGAAGUAGUCGCACAUGGACAGGUCUGGAGAACGAGGAGGCCAAUCAAUGUCACCAAACUGAGAAAUGA